This is a messenger RNA of Nannospalax galili (Upper Galilee mountains blind mole rat), 942 nucleotides long. RefSeq names its product olfactory receptor 2A1/2A42. Lineage: Eukaryota; Metazoa; Chordata; Mammalia; Rodentia; Spalacidae. The record is from RefSeq and is a predicted model, not a curated record. Gene Ontology annotation, biological process: G protein-coupled receptor signaling pathway. The transcript has a single exon. The coding region runs from base 1 to 942 and encodes 313 amino acids. Gene Ontology annotation, cellular component: membrane. Gene Ontology annotation, molecular function: G protein-coupled receptor activity; olfactory receptor activity.
AUGCACAGUCGAGGCUGGAGAAACCACAGGUCUGUAACUGAGUUCAUCCUCUUGGGCUUCUCUAGAAAUCCCAGGACCAAUUGGAUCCUUUUCUUCCUCUUCCUCUACUUAUUUACAGUCCUGGGUAAUGGGCUUAUUGUUACCCUGAUUAGAGUAGAUGCACGUCUCCACACACCCAUGUACUUCUUCCUCAGCAUCCUCUCUCUGCUGGACCUCAGCUAUGCUACCACAAUGGUGCCCCAGAUGUUGAUUCAUCUAGUAAGCAAGAAGAGGACUAUCUCUUACGUUGGGUGUUUGGUCCAGAUGUACAUUUUCCUGACAGUAGGCAUCACUGAGACCUGGAUUUUUGCAGCUAUGGCCUAUGACAGGUAUGUUGCCAUAUGCUACCCACUCCACUAUGGAGUCCAGAUGAGCCAAACUCUGUGCAUAACCCUGGUGGUCAGCUCUACCCUUUGUGGUCUCAUCUGUGCCCUUGUCUACACAGUCUUUGCAAUGAAUCUGCCCUGCUGUGGCCCCAAUGAGAUCAACCACUUCUUUUGUAAAAUUCUUGCUGUCUUGAAGUUGGCCUGUGCAGACACAUUCCUCAGUGACCAAGUGGACUUUAUCCUGGGUUUCAUCUUGCUUCUGAUCCCAUUAUCCCUCAUCCUGGCCUCAUAUAUUCAUAUCUUUAUGUCUAUUCUAAGGAUUCAUUCUACCCAGGGAUGGAUGAAGGCCUUCUCCACCUGUGCCUCAAACAUCACUGUGGUUACCAUGUUCUGUAUUCCAUGCAUGGUCAUGUACAUGAGGCCUGGCUCUGAGUCCUCCCCAGAAGAUGACAAGAAGGUAGCUUUGUUCUACAAUGUCAUCUCUGCCUUUCUUAACCCCAUUAUUUAUAGCUUCCAGAACAAGGACGUGAAGAAGGCUUUCCUCAAGUUGAUUGGAAUGAUUGAGGACACUCACUAG